AGAUAUGAAAAAGCCGAGUGGAUUAUUCUUCUGAAAUGCUGAAGAGAAAGCAAACGGAACUGAACAACUUGCGUUCAGAGCUUGAUACCAAUCUCCAAGUCACAGGGAGCUCUGUCUUCACCGCUCUGCGUAUUAUCUAUGUAUUCUCCUAUCGUGCGGCAUCUUAUGACGAUGUUCAGGCAAUUCGGGAGCACUGUUCAGUUUCGUCAAUAAUGCGAGAGCACUUCUGUGAUCAGUGGGGUACAGCGAUCGAGGGCUGCCUCCUGCUCUGCCAGUAUGGUCAAGUUCCUGUCUCGCUCCCCUUGACGCUCCCAUAUGUCAAUGUCCAUUCCAUUUCCGUAGUAACUGUCCUCACCAAGGUCGUCAUCGUUGUCGUCGUCUUCUUCGUCUUCGCAAGGAAUUUCGACCUCGGGGCUCACCUAAAGAACGUUUGCUGGUUUGUGGAUCGCAGGGCGUCCAUCGGAGGAUUCGCUCGUCUUCUCGUUGUAGGUGAGAUUCCUCGCCUGGACGAGGUUUCCAAGGCAAUUUCGGCGAAGAGGGAACAGGGCGAUAUAGGUUAAGGACUCGAGGUCAUCACGGAGAAAGAUCUACGAAGGAGAAAGAAU
Guyanagaster necrorhizus is the source of this 605-nucleotide messenger RNA. RefSeq lists its product as uncharacterized. NCBI's taxonomy places the organism in Eukaryota, Fungi, Basidiomycota, Agaricomycetes, Agaricales, Physalacriaceae. The record is from RefSeq and is a predicted model, not a curated record. The transcript has 3 exons. Bases 36 to 560 code for a protein of 174 amino acids.